AAUGAGAUGAGCUCCGAUGAGCUCCUCCAGUUAUUCUCCUGCACUCGAUUCGGACAGUUGAAUCCCAAGGAAUUCCUUUGCCUUUCUAGUGAUUGUUGCACAGUUUGAGUGGUGAACAGAGUUGAUUUUGCAGUGUUGUGUGAAUUAACAAUGAGUGAUUGAGUGAUCAUGCCCAAUACGAACGUGGAGAAUUUAUUUGGCUCCUGGAUGGCGCGCCACGAGGGACGUGCUGGAUCGUCCAGCCCAAAGUACACACCAUUCAAUUCUCGCCACAAUUCGCCAGCAUCGCUGCCCUCGUCGCCAAUCUCCACAUCGCCACUAUCCACAUCACCCCCGACGACGCUCAGGCGGAGCUACUCGAGCACCUUCACGCUCAUUCCCGAGGAUCGGGCCGUGGAUGAGCCCAUCGUGAUCCAGGAGAGAGAGUACCGCACAGACUCUCAUGGGAUAUUCUUCAGACUUUUGCUGUGGUGGCCAAUUUUCCUGCUGAAACUCUUCCAACUGAUCUUCAGGCGAGUGUCGGGCUUCGUGUGGAAUCCCUUUCGCAUUGCCGCUCCUACUUUCUGGAUCUCAGCCGGAUUGUGGAUCUUCUGGAAGUUCGUAGGUUUCCCACUGGCACUUUUCAAGUGGAUAUUGAUCCGCAUACACACACCAUCGGCGGAGAGGAAUCGUCGGAAGAGGACAGUGCUGAUCAGUGGCGGCAGCACAAUUCAGACACUCCAUCUGGCCAGGAAUUUCUACUCUGCCGGAUCACGAGUGGUUGUGUUUGAGUUUGAAGGAUUGUUUGGUCUGGCGCGCUUCUCAACGGCCGUCAGCAAGUUCUACACUGUUCCCUGUCCAACGGCAGACUCCCCACAUGACUACGUGGCGGCCUUGUGCGAGAUUGCUGAGAAGGAGAAGCCCUCUUUCUACAUUCCCACAUCGGCGACCAGUACUGCGCACUACGAUGCUCUGGCCAAGCCCCAUCUGGAGCUCCUGGGUUGUCUCUCCUUCAUUCCUGGCGCCCAGGAGGUGGCCGUUCUGGAUGACAUAAUGGAGCUGAUGGUGAAGUGCAGAUCCAAUGGAAUAGCCCUGCCACCGCACAGGAUUGUGCAGAGCAAGGAAGACCUCUUCCGCCUGUACGACAUCGGAUGGCUUUCGGGCUUCAGAAAUAUCAUAAUCUCUGGCGGGCCGAUGGGCAUAGUGGAGCGCAAUAAGUUCAUUUUGCCUAGCAACCGACGCGACUUGAAGCUCACACAUGAGAUCAGUGAACAGCGUCCCUGGAUGGUGAUUCGUGAUCUGCCAGGAUCGCACUACAUCACAUGCACCACGAUCAAGGAGUCGCGUGUGGUGGCGAAUGUGACUUGUCUGGUCAACUCGGACACCAAGAGUCUCGUGCCGGAGUGCAAUGAGGAGGUGGAGAAAUGGCUGAAGGAUUUCUUCAACAAGAUACGCUUUCAGCGACCCAUCAAUGCUCACGUGAGCUUCAGGCUGGUGAAGUGUGACCUGAGUGGAAAUCUCUUGCCGAUGGGGACGCGCGUUGGAGUCUCUCUGCCCUACAUUUGCUACACUGGCGUGCAUCCGAGAGUGCUGUGGAAGCCUUGUCCGCACUUCUCGCGCCAAAACUCGGGACCACUGGUCCAGGAAGGCGGCCGAUACUGGAUGCACGAGGCUGUCCUCAACACACUGCGUCAUCCCUCGAUGGACGCCGUGGGGAAGUUGAUCGGCACGGUGCUGGACAAGCGAGAGGCGCUCUUUGUGUUCUGGGAUCCACUGCCCUAUUGUGCCUACUACCACUUCCAGCUGCCCUUUAACUCCGUGAAGCAGUUUCUGCAGAAGAGGCAGGCCUCAAGGAGCCCAGCAACGACAAUGACGGCACCAGUUCAUUAACCAUCUCUUGGUUUUUGCCUCACAUCUGUGGAGAUUAGGUCUGUCUCUGGCGCACUUAAUCUCUCUAUGUUUUUCUUCGCAGUUUAGAGAAUUCAUAAAUGUGAUGAACUGAAGUGAUGCUGGUGAUGAAACUGGACUAUGGCCGCACAGCGCAUUGCAAAACAUAUGGCAAUCCCUUGAAAUUUAUCGAUUAGCCUGUGUUGAGAGGCGGAGAAAUGCUUAGGAUUAUGUAAGACUAGGAGUACAAUUAACUCUCAUGACAAUAUUGUGGAGCGUGUGUAAAAAUUGACUUUUUUGCUGGACUCGGUAAUUUCCUUUCCACGCCAAAUUGAUAACUUUCAACAAUACUCCUAUAUUGAACCUUCUCUGUGACCAAGAGAUAAAGACAUAUGCUGUUUUUUUUGGUGUGGUCACUUCACUAGAUAGUGUGUUAAUAUUCAUUAAUUUUUUAAUGAUAAAGUGGACAAUUUACAAAAACAGUUCAAAGUUUAUACCUCUUAAUGAUAUUUUUAUUGAAAAAUACUGUUUUGAUUCACGCAGUAUCGCUAAGAAUUCUUACUUCUGUGGUAGUGAUUGUAGUAUAUGAAUGAAAUUCACUUUUGAGUAUUGGCAGAGAGACAAAAAUAUUACUCUAUCUUAAUGUUAUUUAUUCUGUAUGCAUUUUUUAUUAUUAUUCAUUAGUCUAGAGCUGAUAUCACCUAAUGGACAGUGUGAUAAGAGAUUUUCGUAUCGCACUGCGAUAUUAUUGUGAAGUUUAUGAAUGAGAUAUUCUUAAAGAAGCAGUGAAACUUAUUUAUUUUAGGAUUCGUACAUAUCGAGAAAGUGGCAGUUCUCGUGAAUUACUUAAUGUAAGAGUAGCAAUAAAUGAAAUUUAUGCUCUUUUCCUAAUAAUAUUUUAUGCGAAAUAUGAUAGAAAUUUAGUUAGAUUUCCUAUAGUUAUAAGAUUUAUUCUGUUCGCGUCAAUAUCGUCUACUAUAUACUUCCUGCGAUGCCAUAUAAUCCAUAAAGUCUAUGUACAUGGGAAAACAAAGUCAAUAAAUGGCGAA
Messenger RNA from Phlebotomus argentipes, 2915 nucleotides. RefSeq lists its product as uncharacterized. Bases 169 to 1869 code for a protein of 566 amino acids. The transcript has a single exon. NCBI's taxonomy places the organism in Eukaryota, Metazoa, Arthropoda, Insecta, Diptera, Psychodidae. The record is from RefSeq and is a predicted model, not a curated record.